This is a messenger RNA of Vicia faba (fava bean), 3057 nucleotides long. Lineage: Eukaryota; Viridiplantae; Streptophyta; Magnoliopsida; Fabales; Fabaceae. The record is from the annotation of a GenBank genome assembly.
AUGGCCAGUACCAGCAAUAGCAGCUCUUCAUCUCUGGUGACUUUUCCAAGGAGAAAUUAUUAUGACGUGUUUGUGAGCUUCAGGGGUAAAGACACACGCUGCAACUUCACUGAUCAUCUUUUUGCUGCCCUCCAGAGAAAAGGUAUUCUUGCAUUCAGGGAUGACACUAAGCUGAAGAAAGGUGAAUCCAUAGCACCUGAGCUCUUUCGAGCAAUCCAAGACUCUCAGAUUUUUGUUGUGAUAUUUUCUAAGAACUACGCUUCUUCAACUUGGUGCUUGCGAGAAUUGGAAUGCAUCCUUCUUCAGUGCAGUCAACCACCGGAAAAACGUGUUUUGCCUGUUUUCUAUGAUGUUGAUCCUUCUGAGGUAAGACAUCAAAAAGGACUUUAUGGUGAUGCCUUUUCUAAACAUGAACAAAGAUUCCAACAAAACUCUCAGAUGGUUCAAAAAUGGAGGUCAGCUCUAGCACAAGUUGCAGAUCUCUCUGGCUGGGAUCUACGUCAUAAGCCACAACAUGCAGAGAUUGAAAAGAUUGUUGAAGAGAUUAUAAGUUUAUCAGGAAUUUGUGGGAUGGGUGGAAUAGGAAAGACAACUCUUGCUACUGCUUUAUACAACAAAAUCUCUCAUCAAUUUGAUAUGUGCUGCCUUAUUGACGAUUUAAGCAAAAGUUUUAGACAAGAUGGUCCAAUUAGUGCACAAAAGCAAAUUCUACUUCAAACUGUAGGCGAUCAACUGCUUCUAACAUGCAAUUCUUACAACACAUCUAACUUGAUACGAAGUAGGCUACAACGUGUAAAGGCUCUUAUAAUUAUUGACAAUGUUGAUAAUGUUGAGCAACUUGAGAAAUUAGAUGUGGAUCGUGAAUGGUUAGGUCAGGGGAGUAGAAUAAUUAUAAUUUCUAGAGAUGAGCAUAUAUUGAUAGAGUAUGGAGUGGAUUUUGUUUACAAAGUUCCACUCUUGAAUGAAAAAAACUCUCUUCAAUUACUAAGUCGAAAAGCUUUUAAACUUGAUCAUAUUGCGAGUGGUUAUGAUAAGUUGGCAUUUGGCAUACUAGAUUAUGCAAAAGGCUUGCCACUGGCAAUUAAAGUACUGGGUUCAUUUUUGUUUGGUCGUAAUAUCUCUGAAUGGGAAAGUGCAUUGGCAAGAUUGAGAGAAAGUCCAAAUAAAGAUAUCAUGGAUGUGUUGCGAUUAAGUUUUGAUGCUUUGGAGAAAACAGAAAAGGAAAUAUUUCUUCAUAUUGCUUGUUUUUUCAACAUUGAAAGUGUGGAAUAUGUUACAAAUGUUCUUAAUUGUUGUGGAUUUCAUGCUGAAAUUGGAUUGAGAGUUCUAGUUGAUAAAUCACUUAUAAGCCUUAUGGGAGAAACUCAUAUUAAAAUGCACGGUUUGUUGAUUGAGAUGGGCACAAAAAUAAUUCAAGAAAAAUCAAGAAAGUGGAGCAGGGUGUGGCUCCAGGAACAUUUCAACAAUGUUAAGUUUGAGAAUAUGGAAAAGAAGGUUGAAGCCAUUUGUAAGAAAAGAGGAAGAGAUUUAAUGAUCAUGGGUGAAACAUUGUCAAAAAUGAGCCAUCUAAGAUUGCUCAUACUGUCGGGAGUUAAUUUCGUAGGAAAUAUCAAUUAUCUUUCUAACGAGUUAAGAUAUAUGGAGUGGGAUAGAUAUCCUUUCAAGUAUCUGCCAUCAAGGUUUCAGCCUAAUCAACUUGUUGAAUUGAUCUUGACGCGCAGCAACAUUAAACAACUAUGGAAAGACAAGAAGUAUUUUCCCCAUUUGAGAUUUUUGAAUAUGAGCCACUCAAAAGAUCUAAGAAAAAUGCCCGAUUUUAGAGAUAUCCCAAAUCUUGAGGAACUAAAUUUUGAAGGAUGUGUGAAACUCCUGCAAAUCGAUCCAUCUAUUGGGGUUCUAAGAAAGCUUGUUGUCUUGAGUUUGAAAGAUUGCACAGAUUUAAUUAGCAUACCAUUCAACAUAUUUAGUCUCGGCUCUCUUGAAUGGGUAAAUCUUUCGGGGUGUCACAAAAUUUGUAAGAAUCAAAGGAUUUUCAAUAGAAGUGGAAACGCAUCACAUUCCCAAUCAACUACCUCCUCCAUCAUGAAAUGGACAGCAUUUCGUUACCAUUCCUUGUUCUCUCGCGCACACAAAGAUUUAGCUAAUUGUUUGUUGCCUUUCUUUGUUAGCUUCUCUAGCUUGGUUCAACUUGAUAUUAGUUUUUGUGGUCUAAGCCAACUCCCUGAUGCAAUUGGAUGUUUACGUUCCCUAGAAGAAUUAAAUUUAGGGGGAAACAAUUUUGUAACGUUGCCUAGCCUGGAGGAGCAUUACAGACUUGCAUUUUUAAAUUUGGAGCAUUGCAAACUCUUAGAAUCUUUGCCUCAACUUCCUUUUCCUACUACUAUCGAUCCGGGCCUUCGAAAGAACAAAUAUAUGGAAAAAAAAGGAUUGGUCAUUUUCAAUUGUCCUAAAUUGAGUGAGAGGGAGCUUGGCAGUACUAUCAGUUUUUCAUGGAUGACACAUUUUAUUCGGGCAAACCAAGUAUUCACUUCAAUCAAUGAUGAGAUUGCUUUUGUAGUUCCAGGAAGUGAAAUACCAAGUUGGUGCAACAAUCAAAGUGAGGGUGAUUCAAUAAGUAUAGAUCUAUCUCCCAUUAUAUCUGGCAAUGACAAUAAUUUCAUUGGUAUUGCUUUUUGUGCAAUAUUUUCUGUUGCACCUCUUCACCCAACUAUGACAACAUAUGCACAAAGACCUGGAAUAGAUAUACAAAUUUUUAAUAGUGUAACUUGUAAAACGUGGUACAGCACCAUUCCAGUGAUUCUUGAAAGAGAUCUCAUUGAGAUUAAAUCAGAUCACAUGUGCCUAAUCUAUUACUCUCUGGAAGCAAUCAUUUAUAUUAUGAAGUCUUUUGACGAAACUCUCAGCUAUCUUGAUCAUUUUAAGCUGCAUGUUGAAAUUAUGGAUAACGAAGAUAUGGAUCUGAAGGUUCAGAAGUGCGGGUAUGAUUGGAUAUAUAAACAAGAUCAUGCAUUGCCGCUGAAACUCCUUAGCUCAGAAGUUCAAGUUUUUGGCAAUUGA